AUGUCGGUCACUUUGGUCCGGGCUCACGGACAUCAUAUUCUUAUGCAUCGUAGGCAUCAUCAAUCCCCCAACUUGAGACAACAUGGUUACAUCACUACGCUCUCGGCUCCAAAUCCGUAUUGUCACAGUAAUAUUGAGCUUGAAAUACUCUAUGCCCAGCUGCGUUUAGAAAUGCAAGAGUUGCUAGCAAAACGAAGUGAAGCCCAUAUAAAUCUCCAAGAGUCUAACGAUCAAGGCAAGUGCGAAUGCGAGAGCUUACUAUUGCCAACUCCAGUACCGGCACCCGCACAAUCGACACAGUCAUUAGAGGCAAAAACCAAGUUCAAUGAAUCAAAUUGGAAACUAAAGCUGACGGAAUCGAGUAGCGGAUCGACAGGUAGCGGCACAGCAUCAAGAUUAGAAUGUACUCCACUAAAUAAUACAUUAGUAUUAAAAAAACGUACUUUGUUCCACUUUUGUCGUGAUAUGGCCAAGAGCUCUUCGACAUCGACCGAGGCGCUCACGUCUUUGGAUGAUAAGGCCUACAACAUGUUGUUUGUCGAAGCACGCACCGAAACGCUACACCUGACACAUAUAAACGAAUUUUUUGUUUGCAAGCUAUGCAAUGGCUACUUUCGAGAUCCUUACACUUCAAAGGAAUGCCUGCAUACUUUCUGCUACGGCUGCAUUCGCGGGUAUUAUCUGUACAAUCCUAAAUCAAAUUCCUGUUCGGUUUGUAAAAUGAGUCUCGGUGCCAAGCCGUUAGCACAAUUUCUCCCUGAUCCAGCUAUGAAAGAGCUGGCAGAUAAGCUUCUGCCAGACUUUCAUGCAAAGGAGGAAGCGGAAGAACAAAUGUACUACAAAAAGUUUGGGAUCAAGCGCAAGCAGCCCGAUACUCCCACCGAAACGCAGUCUGGUUCUAUGACCAUUUGUCGCUCGCUUGGUCCAUCACCUGGCAAUAUGAUUAGUUUUGAGCUUUAUCCUCAGCGCGGUACCGACAUUCCACUGUUUCUAUCUCUGAGCAAGCUGGAAGCUCCUUAUAUGCACACGCAGUCGCUUCUCAAGAUAAUGUACCUUCGCAAGUACCUAGCGAAGAAGUUGAAGGUAGCCAAACCCGAGGAGAUCGAGAUUCUAUGCAAAGGCACUGUAGUUGGACCAGAAUAUUCGCUUGAAUUCAUCCGACGUACGCGCUGGAAAGAAGAAAAAACGAACAUGAUCUUGGAAUACCGCCGCCAUCUUUUUGCCUUGUGA
This is a messenger RNA of Plasmopara halstedii, 1230 nucleotides long. RefSeq lists its product as hypothetical. The transcript is spliced from 8 exons. Gene Ontology annotation, cellular component: PRC1 complex. Gene Ontology annotation, molecular function: metal ion binding. Bases 1 to 1230 code for a protein of 409 amino acids. The record is from RefSeq and is a predicted model, not a curated record. Gene Ontology annotation, biological process: regulation of transcription by RNA polymerase II. NCBI's taxonomy places the organism in Eukaryota, Oomycota, Peronosporomycetes, Peronosporales, Peronosporaceae.